Messenger RNA from Pogoniulus pusillus (Red-fronted tinkerbird), 4096 nucleotides. RefSeq names its product adaptor related protein complex 1 subunit mu 1 (gene AP1M1). Gene Ontology annotation, biological process: vesicle-mediated transport; intracellular protein transport. The coding region runs from base 61 to 1332 and encodes 423 amino acids. Gene Ontology annotation, molecular function: clathrin-cargo adaptor activity. Lineage: Eukaryota; Metazoa; Chordata; Aves; Piciformes; Lybiidae. The transcript has 12 exons. The record is from RefSeq and is a predicted model, not a curated record. Gene Ontology annotation, cellular component: clathrin adaptor complex; clathrin-coated vesicle.
CGGAAGCGGAAGUGAGGGUGUGUGGCCGGGCGGAACGGGGCCCGGGCGGCGGCGGCGGCGAUGUCGGCCAGCGCUGUCUACGUGCUGGACCUGAAGGGGAAGGUUCUCAUCUGUCGCAAUUACCGCGGCGAUGUGGACAUGUCAGAGGUGGAGCAUUUCAUGCCGAUCCUGAUGGAGAAGGAGGAGGAGGGGACACUGUCUCCUAUUCUGGCACACGGGGGAGUUCGCUUCAUGUGGAUUAAGCACAACAACCUCUACCUUGUUGCAACUUCUAAGAAAAACGCCUGUGUGUCCCUGGUGUUCUCAUUUUUAUACAAAGUAGUUCAGGUGUUUUCUGAAUAUUUCAAGGAGUUGGAAGAAGAAAGCAUUAGAGAUAAUUUUGUUAUUAUUUAUGAGCUGUUAGAUGAGUUGAUGGAUUUUGGUUAUCCACAGACCACUGACAGUAAAAUCUUACAAGAAUACAUCACUCAGGAAGGUCACAAACUUGAAACUGGAGCUCCACGUCCACCUGCCACUGUUACAAAUGCUGUGUCGUGGAGAUCAGAAGGGAUAAAGUACAGGAAGAAUGAGGUGUUCCUGGAUGUGAUAGAGUCUGUUAACCUUUUGGUCAGUGCCAACGGGAACGUGCUGCGGAGCGAGAUCGUGGGCUCCAUCAAGAUGAGAGUCUUCCUCUCGGGAAUGCCAGAGCUGCGCCUGGGCCUGAAUGACAAAGUCCUCUUUGACAACACAGGCCGUGGCAAAAGUAAAUCAGUAGAGCUGGAGGAUGUGAAGUUCCACCAGUGUGUGCGUCUGUCCCGCUUCGAAAACGACAGAACCAUCUCCUUCAUCCCCCCCGACGGCGAGUUUGAGCUCAUGUCCUAUCGCCUCAACACCCAUGUCAAGCCACUGAUCUGGAUUGAGUCUGUGAUUGAAAAGCAUUCCCACAGCCGCAUCGAGUACAUGAUCAAGGCCAAGAGCCAGUUCAAGCGGCGAUCCACGGCCAACAACGUGGAGAUUCACAUCCCGGUUCCCAACGACGCCGACUCGCCCAAGUUUAAAACCACUGUGGGAAGUGUCAAAUGGGUUCCAGAGAACAGUGAAAUUGUCUGGUCCAUUAAAUCCUUUCCAGGUGGAAAAGAAUACCUGAUGAGAGCUCACUUUGGACUGCCAAGUGUUGAAGCUGAAGAUAAGGAAGGGAAACCUCCCAUUAGUGUGAAGUUUGAGAUUCCAUAUUUCACCACUUCAGGAAUCCAGGUUCGCUACCUAAAGAUCAUUGAGAAGAGUGGCUACCAGGCACUGCCCUGGGUCCGCUACAUCACCCAGAAUGGAGAUUACCAACUCCGAACACAGUAAACCACCUCCCGAGCACCACAGGCAACAGAAACUUCAGGCCUCCAGUUUGGUUUGCAGAAGCUUCUGUGGUCCUGAGAGCUGUGAACGUCGUUGCCAAGGGUCUUUGUUUCUGCAGCCUUGGGGUUGAAAGGAGAAAGAUUGGGAAAGUUCCUCCUUUUCAGUAACUGUUUUGAGCAUUCAAACCAUUAGUAUUGGUCGUGUGAAUAUUUAUUUCCUCCUUAGAACAGGCUGAUCUUGCUGCUAAGUGCUAACGACAGUAGGGGGGCAGUGGUUUUACCUUGAGGAGCCAGGAGGACAAGGAUGAACCUUGGGAAUGUCUUGUUGCUGAUGCCUUGACUGUUACAUUGGCAGCCUUUUCUAGCGGUGGUGUUUUAGGAUCUCUAAAGGCGUUGGCAGCUUAGGGAGAUAAUUGUGCAAUUAACUAUUUGACUGCUGAAGAUUUAGCUGGAUUUAGCCCCAAGGUAUUUAUUUUUCUGGGUUUGUUGUUGGAUUUUUUCCCCCCCCAGGGCAUAUGGAUGCCUUAACUCGGUUAACUUAGCAAAAGUUACAGCUUGUGAGUUCAAACGAUCUGAACAACACCCACCCAACCCCCUCCCCCCCCAAAAUAUUAAUGGCCCUUUUUUUUUCUGGUUUCAAACCAAUUCAUCUUGACAGAAUUCAAGUGAAAGGUUUGGAAACACAAAUCUGGGGCUGAAAGUCUGAAAUGACUUGAAAAUGAGAGCUGACAGAAGUAAAAGUUCUCUGGGAACAUCAUGGAUGAUUUAGGUCAGGUUUGGCAGAAUGCAGACUGAAGGGUUGCAACCCUUUGGAACCCUCGGGGCAUGGACACCUCAAUGCCAAUUGAUCCCCCCCCAGGGCAUGGACACCUCAAUGCCAAUUGAUUCCCCCUCAGGGCAUGGACACCUCAAUGCCAAUUGAUUCCCCCUCAGGGCAUGGGCACCCUAAUGGCAAUUGACUGAGUUUGCUUUUUAAUUGAUAAAUCAAUUUCAAACUGUAAUGCAGAGGCAUAAAACCCUCAGCUUAGCUUAUUUAGUAACAAAAAAGCUCAAACCAAUUUAGUUACUAAGGAAAAAAAGCCCAAACCGAUUUAGUUGCUAAAGAGGAAAGCCCAAACCGAUUUAGUUGCUAAAAAAGGAAGCCCAAACCGAUUUAGUUGCUAAAGAGGAAAGCCCAAACCGAUUUAGUUGCUAAAAAAGGAAGCCCAAACCGAUUUGGUUGCUAAAAAAGGAAGCCCAAACCGAUUUGGUUGCUAAAGAAGGAAGCCCAAACCGAUUUGGUUGCUAAAGAGGAAAGCCCAAACUGAUUUGGUUGCUAAAGAAGGAAGCCCAAACCGAUUUAGUUGCUAAAGGAAAAAGCCCAAACCCAUUUAGCUGCUAAAGCAGAGGAAAGCCCAAACCCAAUUAGCUGCUAAAGAAAAGGAAAGCCCAAACCCAUUUUGUUAGCUGCUAAAGAAAAGGAAAGCCCAAACCCAUUUUGUUAGCUGCUAAAGAAAAGGAAAGCCCAAACCCAUUUAGUUUACUCAACAACCACCAAAAAACCCCAAAGCCCAAACCAAUUUUGGAUCAAAUUCUGUAGGAAGACUGAAAGGUUUGGUAUUAUUUUUCCAGCCAAUAGUAAUAAACCCCAACCUCUUCCUGCAAAUCCCUUCUUGUUUGGGAAGAGGCAGCUAAAAACCAGAGCUGCCAUCCUCCUCCCAGCUUGCCUCUGUGUUACUUUAGGGCACAGAUUUCCUUUUCCUUAAGCUCAGCAGAACCCUUCAGCGUUUUUUUGCCCUGUGGGGGAUGUUUGCUUGCUCUGCUCUUGUUUGUAACCAACUCUCAUUACACCUCCCUGGCAGAAGGGAUCAUGAGCUCAGAAUGUUCUACUUUAAAGUAUUAUUGUUUUGGUUGUUCCUUUUACAGCCUGCUCCACUCUCGUUGCAGUAAGCUAAGGUUGCCAUGGGUGUGCAUAGCUCUGUGUGGAGUUGGCAGCAAAACUUGGAUGGUUAGCAGUAUUUUUCUUUUCCUUCUUUAAACGUCUUUGCUUUAAAACCAGGUUUAACAGACUGCUUUGGUUUGACUUUAGUGCUCCUGGCAGGUGCUAAACAUAAACCAUCAAAAUCCAGUGAGCACUGGUUCCAAGCUUCUUGACACCACUCUGGUGAAAGGGGCCUGAACUCUCCAGAAAGGCUGAGGAGGGAUUUUAGUCCCUGCUCAGUCCUUGUAGGCUACAUCUGUGUAUAGCAAAAAAAAGUAAUCAAAUCAGUUCUCCUUAGGGGCAGCUGCCAGGAGGUUCCAGGAGGAUCUGCCUCAGAAAGGGCUGGCAGCCAAAGGGAUGGUUUCAUCCCUUUGAGAGUCAAAGAGGUUUCAAGGAGGAUCUGCCUCAGAAAGGGCUGACAGCCAAAGGGAUGGUUUCAUCCCUUUCAGAGUCAGAGGUUCCAGGUGGAUCUACCUCAGAAAGGGCUGAGAGCCAAUGGGAUGUUUUCAUCCCUUUGAGAGUCAAAGAGGUUUCAAGGAGGAUCUGCCAUGAGGUUUCAAGGAGGAUCUGCCUCAGAAGGAGCUGAGGACCAAAGGGAUGGAGGCAGUGAGCAGCUGGUUAGGCAAGGGGUAGGUGUGGACAGAGGUUCUGGGGUGAGGUGCUUGUGUUGUCACCCAACAAGCUUGAUGGUGAAUCAAAUGAAAUCCUCUUGUCCAAGACUUUGGUUCCACUACUCAUUUCCAUCUGAACAAUUAAGGUUAUGACUGGACUCAACAUUUUGAUAUUAAAACUGCAUCUGGUUGACAAA